Molecule: messenger RNA, 3501 nt
Organism: Triticum aestivum (bread wheat)
Lineage: Eukaryota; Viridiplantae; Streptophyta; Magnoliopsida; Poales; Poaceae
Exons: 2
Coding region: 1261-3168 (635 amino acids)
Source: RefSeq, a predicted model, not a curated record
AAGGAGGUGAGGGGAGGCCAUGGGCGAGCGUCUCCGGGUCCUUGCCAAAGGCGAGGCCGCAGAUGGAUGUUGCUUGAGCGCGGCCGUCUUGCGUUGCAACACCUAGGUGUCCCCGUCAGAGUUGCAGAUGCUGUUGCCGAGCAGAUCCACUGCGAGGUCGCCGACAAGGCCCGAGGUUGUCGCCGUCGACAAGGGGGCUUCACGUGAGUCGCCGCUGGCCACAAAGGGGCCUUCACGUGAAGUAACCUUUCACUCCAGCUGGCUGCGGUGGAGUAUUUUUAGGAACAGGGGAGGCCCAGGAGUAAAUUUUUUACUCCUUUGUUUAGGAGAUCGGCUAGGUGACGGUUAGAGGAAUAAAACUAAAAUUUUACUCUAUAACUUUUUAGGGGAUCGGCUAGAGACGCCAAAGCACAUCUUUUCUCUUUAGUUGUGAAUAUACUCCCUUCAUUUUUAUUUAGUCCGCGUAUUAGCUUUAGUCAAAGUCAAGCUUUGUAAAUUCUGACCAAAUUUAUGAAUACAAGUAUUAACAUACACAAUAACACAUCAAUACCAUCAGAUUUAUUGUUAAAUGUACUUUCACAUCAUAUAAAUUUGUUAUAGUAACUGUUUGUACCUUUUUCUAUAAACUUGGUUAAACUUUACGAAGUUUGAUUUCAGUCAACUCUAAUAUGCAGAGUAAAUAAAAAUGAAGGGAGUACUGAAUAAUUGCCGGUGUCUGGGAAUUCGCACCCUGCUACAUUAGGCCAGAACAGAACCGCUAGCCUCCAAAACCGAGGUUUGAGCCAGAAAUCACUUGCCAAACGUGAAGCGUGAGCUUAGUUGUGCAUCUUCUGCAGAAGCAGAGCAGUCAAACCUGCUAGUACGUAUUAUCUUUUCGCUUUUCCUUUCACUUCCCUUCUCCUUUUCCUUCUUUCUCCUUCAUUCUCCCCUGUCCCAAAUGAGACGCCCUGCUCUCUGCUCCCCUGCAUUUCUCCUCCACCUUUCAUCUGCACUUGCUGCAUUCAUUCUUUCCUCCCUUGCCUCACGCCCUCACCACAAGCCGGUGGUCUCUCUCCCUCACGCGUGAGAUCGAUCGAUGUGGUUCUAUGGCGUGCCAAAUCCUGCCAAGUUUCUAGCAUGGUAUCUUGUCAGCGUGUCCUGCUGAGGUCGGGGCACCACCCAUAACUAGCCCUCUCUUUGUUUCGCUCAGGACAUCAGAGUGAAGGUGUUUUGAAGGCUAAACGAAAGCAUGGCCAUAACAAGGGAGAGCUUGGAACAAAUAUGGAGUCAGUGGGAAAUCCAGCUGGUGGUGCUCCUCAGCUUCACCCUGCAAAUCUUUCUCUUCUUCACCCUGCAAAUGCUCUGCUCAGGCUUCUUACCUGGCUAGCUUAUGUUGCGGCAGACAUGGUCGCCGUAUACGCCCUUGGCCUCAUAUCCCGAGAUGAUCAGAGCACCACGACAUCGCCUGGAUCAUGCCAUGGGAACAAGGGAUCAAACGGACUCUCCACGGGCACAAGCCGCCACCUAGCGUUCCUCUGGGCGCCUUUCCUCCUCAUCCAUCUCGGCGGGCAGGACACCAUUUCGGCCUUCUCCAUCGAGGACAACAACCUGUGGCUGAGGCACCUGCUGAACCUGACCAUCCAAGUCUCCUUGGCCUUGUACGCCUUUUGGAAGUCGAUAGGUGGACGUAACCAGCGGCUCCUUGCUCCAGCCGUCCUGGUGUUCGUCGCCGGGAUCAUCAGGUAUGGGGAGAGGACAUGGGCGCUCAAGUGCGGUAGCCGGAAUGGCCUCAAGGAAACAAGCCUGCCCCCAUUGCCUAAGCUGAAUGUUGAGGUCGACAAAAGCAGCUAUGUUGGCACCAUCUGCUACGUUCUAGGCUCAAUGGCUGCCAUCCGGGAUCUUUUCUCAGGGCGCACCACCUCCCAAAUGAAAGAGCGUCGAGCCUUCAGGUUCCAAGAAGACAGGCCCCUAGACCAAGUGCCCAAGCUGCUGGAGGUCGAGCUUGCCAUGAUGUACGAUGAUCUCUACACCAAGGCCAUGGUGCUUAGAACAAGGACAUGCGUCGUGCUCCGGUGCGUCAGCCAGGUCUCCUCUAUAGCUGCCUUUGUGCUCUUUCUAGUUGGAAACGACAGACAAGAAUACAGUGGAACCGACAUCGCGAUCACCUAUGCGUUAUUCAUCGGUGGAUUAAGUCUUGAUGUUUGUGCUUUUGUUCCGAUUGCGAUGUCGCCGUGGACUUGGGCCUUCUUCAAAGCUCGAAGGUGCGAAAGGCUUGCCCGCAUUUCUUGGCUCGUUCUCUCAAGUCGCGUCGGCUGGCCGGAGAAGAGACCGUUGUGGUCCAACUCUAUGGGGCAGUAUAACUUCUUGAGCUCAUGUAUGGGCUGUGAGCAAUCAGCAACAUCAUCCAAACUAAUGACUGUCAUGAGAAAGAUGUUAGACGCGGUUGAGAAGAAGCUCUUCGUCAGAAACCUACAGCACACCAAGCAUGCCAAGGUGAGCAAGGUCGCGUGGGUUGGACGCCUUUCCCGCGAAAACUUCACAAGGAUGACGCAGCAGCAACACUGGGCGAAUCUUCGCCCAAUCAUCAAGGCAACACUGAGCUCCGCAGCUAAUUCUUUCGGCGAUAACAUCAUCCUCUUGCAUACAUACACAGAACUGCACUUGCGGAAACGCCCCAGCAACAUGGAUGACGAAGCAUUAUCAGACAUGUGCAGGAAGUUGGCUAACUAUAUGGUGUACCUCCUGGUUGUGCAGCCUUCCAUGUUGCCACUAAGUGGCACCGCGGAGGACACGUUGGCCGGACUCUACGAGGAGAUGAGCAAGAACGGCAGCCGCGAGCGAGAUGUCCUAGACACCGCCUAUCAUCUGGUGGAAGACAAGCUGGAGUUCGGCUAUGAGGAAUGCCUGAAAGAACAGGAGCAACCCGGGCCGUGGCGCGAGACGCUGACGGAGAUCCAGGAUAUGUGGAUGAGGCUACUGCUCUACGCGGCCGGCAAGUGCCCCGUGGAGAUGCACGCCCAGCAGCUAGGCAGAGGAGGGGAGCUCCUCACCAUGGUCUGGUUGCUCAUGGCGCAUAAUGGCAUUGGAGACGUUGGUGAUCAGGUUGAGCUUAUCACUAAUGAUGAAACUAUGGAGGGCCCGUUCUGUGCAUUUCAUCUUCCUAAAGAAUCAGAACACAUGUCUGCAUAGGUAGCUCUGCCGUGCUGGUUUGCAAGCCAAUGCCAAAUGUAUGUACUCCCUCCAUAAACUAAUAUAAGAGUGUUUAGAUCACUAUUUUAGUGAUCCAAACGCUCUUAUAUUAGUUUACAGAGGGAGUACUAGUUAUGUUUUGGGAGCCCAAAGCACUUGGAUAUAGUAAUAUUUUCUCUUGGUUUCUUAUUUCUUUGGUGCUGUAAACAUAAGUACCAAGUGAUAGGUAACUUACAGCGUUUGGUUGUUCCAUAUUUCCGUGUCAAGAUUUUAGCUCUCGAUUGUUUGGUGAUGUAAACAUAACGUUUGAUUGCUCCAUAUUUCCAUGCUAAG